GGUCGCCGGUCACACAACAGUUGCCUUCUAUUGCCCAAUAUGGCGGACACGCGGCUCUAUGAAAUUCUCGGUGUUACGCCAAAUGCGAGUGAUGUAGAGAUAAAAAAGGCUUACAGGAAGCUCGCGAAAGAGUAUCAUCCCGACAAAAAUCCGGACGCUGGCGACAGAUUUAAGGAAAUAAGCUUUGCUCACGAAGUUCUUUCGAACCCUGAAAAACGAGAACUUUAUGACAAAUAUGGAGAGAAAGGACUUCGCGAAGGUGCUGGUAUGGGUGGAGGUAUGGACGAUCUCUUGUCGCAUAUUUUUGGUGGUUUUGGCGGUGGAAUGUUCGGUGGUGGAGGGUUCAGACAGAGAAGAAGGCGAGGAGAAGAUCUAUUUCACCCUUUAAAAGUUACAUUAGAAGAUCUUUACAAUGGAAAGUCAACCAAAUUGCAACUCAGUAAGAAUGUGAUCUGCACAGUGUGUAAAGGGGCUGGUGGAAAAGCUGGAGCUGUUCGGACUUGCCCAGGGUGUAAAGGGCGUGGCAUCAAGGUGACCAUUCGUCCGAUUGGUCCUGGAAUGGUGCAGCAAAUGCAGACGUCUUGCAAUGAAUGCAGUGGUGAAGGUGAGGUACUCAAUCCUAAAGACAGGUGUAAGAAAUGCCAGGGUAAAAAAGUUGUCAAAGAAAGCAAGAUAUUAGAGGUUCAUGUAGACAAGGGUAUGAAUGAUGGUCAAAAGAUAACGUUCAGAGGGGAGGGAGACCAGGAGCCUGGUGUGGAACCUGGUGAUGUUAUUCUGGUCCUGCAGCAGAAGGAUCAUGAUUUGUUCAGCCGUCAGGGAGACGAUCUGUUCAUGACAAAGAAAAUUCAUCUAGCAGAAGCACUGUGUGGCUUUCAUAUGGUGAUCAAACACCUUGAUAAGAGAGAUUUAAUUGUAAAAUAUCCAGCUGGACAGGUUAUAGAGCCAGGUUGUAUAAGAGGUGUGGUUGGAGAAGGCAUGCCAGGUUACAGAAGACCUUAUGACAAAGGAAACCUCUAUAUCAAAUUUGAAAUUGAAUUUCCACCCAAUAAUUUCAUCCCCUGCGACAAAAUAUCGUUACUUGAGUCAUUACUUCCAAGUCGGCCUAAGCAGCCUUCACCGGGUGAGGAUGCAGAGGAGGUGGAUCUUACAGAGCUUGACCCCAGGUACCACCAGAAGAGAAGAGAAGCAUAUGAGGAUGGCAGUGACGAUGAAGCAGGGCAUGGACCUCGUGUUCAGUGUGCGCAUCAGUGAAUAAAAACUCUUUUAGCAGCCAUCUUGUUAAGUGGCAUUUUAAACUUGUUCCUCUGAGCUCUUUGGCUGGGUUAGAGGCAAGUUAUUCAAGCAUUCUCAAAUCUUUGUACAGGAUCAUUUUUCUGACUGAUUAGAGAGACAUUUAUGAGGUUGCCCACACCAUUCAACUGAACUCUGAUACACUAUUCUGAGUUUUUCAGUUUUGUUUAGCUAGAAUGUACAGCAUGUAUCACAUCAAAUGGACCUGUUUAGUGGGCAUUGCAGGCAUAUAACAUGUUGUGACAGUUAGAUGUAGUCAGUUGAUACCAUUAUUAUUUUGUGCAUAUGUGUCGAGUAAUGUUGGUUAUGCAUUGUUCAUAGCCAGCAUUCCUUGACAUAGUAAUUAAUGUCUCCAACCUCUCAGAACAUUUAUUAAAUUAUGUACAGUAACAUGUCCAUACUUUUAAGCAGAAAUGUCAGAAUUAGAAGUGUUUUUUCUGUCGUAUUUCAGUGCUUUAAGUUGUUUCACACCACUCUUCCUUUCUGAAAACAGUAAUGAAAUACUGCAGUACAUGCAGGUGCAUAAAAUGAUUGUGGAAUUUUUUUAUGUUAUAGCAGGUGAGCUAAUUUUGAAUCAGUGCAAGAAAUCAUUGUUUCAUCACACAAGGAGAUGGAUGGUGUCUAGCAUUUUGCAUCAAGAACAUUAAAAAAAGAUUAGACUUAGUUGUGCAAACAUCUUGCCCUUGUAAUAAUAAACCUUGUUAAGUUUAAUAUACUCUAUGAUAUUGCCGAUAUAAAUAAUUGUGGUGAAUGCCCUUUGAUUCAAAAUUACCUCAAAUUACUGUCAAGAUGUACAUUACUGAAGGGAGAAUGGUGCAGUUAAAACGCACCUAACUUCUCGUAACUUUUUUAAUUGUUAAAGAGAGUAGGUAUAACAAAAUGAAAGCGUUUUUAAGUUUAUUUGCUGCAAGAAACAUCAGCUACUAACAAACUGAUUACCUGUGGAUAAUAAAGUGUCGCGUUUGAAUCGA
Molecule: messenger RNA, 2261 nt
Organism: Orbicella faveolata
Lineage: Eukaryota; Metazoa; Cnidaria; Anthozoa; Scleractinia; Merulinidae
Product: dnaJ homolog subfamily A member 2-like
Biological process (GO): protein folding; response to heat
Molecular function (GO): ATP binding; Hsp70 protein binding
Source: RefSeq, a predicted model, not a curated record